This is a messenger RNA of Solanum pennellii, 3661 nucleotides long. RefSeq names its product F-box/LRR-repeat protein 12. NCBI's taxonomy places the organism in Eukaryota, Viridiplantae, Streptophyta, Magnoliopsida, Solanales, Solanaceae. Bases 2130 to 3302 code for a protein of 390 amino acids. The transcript is spliced from 2 exons. Gene Ontology annotation, cellular component: SCF ubiquitin ligase complex. Gene Ontology annotation, molecular function: protein binding. Gene Ontology annotation, biological process: SCF-dependent proteasomal ubiquitin-dependent protein catabolic process. The record is from RefSeq and is a predicted model, not a curated record.
AAAAGCUAAAAAAAUAUUGCUUUUUGAAUUUAUUAUUUGUUUUUUUUCUCUCUCGGAAUUUUCAUGUUAACAAUUUUUUGUAGAGGGAAAUGUUCUGUAUUUUCACUUUGUUCAGCUAAUCACUAUACUGUGUUCUAUGUAGUCUAUUUGAAAUUGUCAAUGUGAAGAACAAUUGCAGAACUUUAGCUGUACUGUAUUAUCUAUUUGAUUCAAAUUAACUAAAAUAUGAUGUGUAUUUUUAAGUGCUUACCCACGACUCAGGCCAGGGGCGGAGUCGUGGAGCUAGGUGGAUUCUAGGGGUUCAGUUGAAUCUCAUUUCUCAGAUGAUUAUGAUAGGUAAAUAGGGGAAAAACAAAUGUUUUUUUGUAUACGUCAAAUGUUUAUAUAUCUCUAUGAGGUAUAGAUAAGGUCUGCAUAUACUUUACCCUCUUGUUGGACUACACUGAGUAUGUUGUUGUUAUCAAUCAUUGAAUUCCAUUGACAUAAGGAAGAUUCCAUUGACAUAGGUCUGCGUACAUUCUUGAAUUUUUUUUUAAUAGCCUUGUUAGAAUCCCUUGCUCUGCCUUUGGUCAUUCAAGUGUUGUUAAAUCUUUCUCUUAGAAUAUCUAAACCCAAAAUGCUGACUUAUUGGAGCAAGGGGGACCUUAGAGCUAUCUGUAGUUUACAAAAUAUUUCAAGUUAUGGGAAUAAAGGAAUUCUGUUGGGUUGUUACUUGCUGCUCCUUAUGUAUUGAGCUUACUUCAAAGUUGAUUUCCUUUUUCGACCCCUAAUCUGACCUCUUAGUGCCAUUUGGUUCAACGAAUCAGGUGGGUUAUCCCGGAACAAAUUUUGUGAUUAAAUUUAUCCCGUGUUUGGUUGGAGGUAUUAGCCAAGUUAGUAUUUUUUUUUUACCAAAAUCUUAGUAUAACUUAUCCCAUAUAGAAGGUGGUUUAGUUAUAAUCUUGAGAUAUCGGUUUGAACCAAAUGACCCCUUAGGAGAGGUUUUUGUACAAGCUAUUAUCAAGUGUCUGCAGAAUAGCUAGUUCUUUGAAAGCUCAUCUUCCAAUUGUACAUCUAUUCCUGGUUGAGGCAUUGUUUGUGAUACCAUAUACAUAUGUUUAUGCGUGUGGAUCAUAAUGUGGAUCAUUUGGAAAGACAGAAAUAGGAGGCCUUUGAAGGGGUGGAGAUGAACUUUGCUCGAUUGUGGAGUAGUCUUCAAUCCCUUAUAGUUUUUUUGGUGCACCCAAGUAACACUACUAUCGCAGUUGGAAUGUUUUCAAGACUUAACCAAAUGUAGGAUACUUUUCUAUAUCCAGAUAGCCCGGGCUCGAGAUGAAGCUAAGCAUACACAUUAGUCUUGUAAAUAUUUUGUAUCCUCACCAAGAUGUGUGUGGUAUAUUUCUGAGAAAAUAGCUCCGGAUGGUUUUAUUGUCUAGCUACACCUUGGCAUGCAUAAAAGACAAUUAAGUAGCUUUUAUUAAGUUUUUUUUUUUUAAUUUCUUUUUGUUUUUUUUUUGCAUCUUUUGACUUAGGUCGCUAUCUUAUGAUGUUCCUAGUACGCAUUAGUAGUACUGCUGAAAUUUGAGGUUAUGUAUUCAUAUUGAAGUGGACACAUGCAUGCAGAAAGCAUCUUACAACAUAUGGAUGAGGUUACAAUUUACCUUUGUCAUUUUGUAAUGCCUGAAAACAUUAAAAUAGCCUAUCUACCUUCAUAAGAUAUGGUUAAGGGCCGUGUAUCCACCCUCCGCGAUCCCACUUGUGGAAUUACACUGGUGUUGGUUUGUGUGGCUAACCUCUCAAGUUAAUGUCCUCCAAUCUUUUUGCUUUUGGUAUUGGUACCAAAGACGAUAAGUAUAGAUAAAACUGACCGUUGGGAACGUUGACGUUUUACUCUGGUUGAUAAGUAAACUAUCUUCCUAGUUCCUACGUCUUAGGGGACUUCAUAGUUCUGAAACCAGAUUUCUUUGCCAUAAGCCAGUGAUCUCAUAGGUCAUGUGUUUGAAGACUUGCUCUUUCUUUUUUCGAGUCUUCUACCUCUUCUAGACUCUAGCAUGUCUUUUGAUAAAAUUAUUGGGAAGUCCUAAUAAAAAGAAAAGUUUAUUGUGAACUAUCGAGCUUCACACCCUUGCUGGAGUGUUAACUUGGUAGAAAUGGAUAAUCCAUCAGAUGACUUCUCUGGAUAUAUCAUGCAGCUUCCUGACGAUUGUUUACUCUUUAUUUUCCAACACCUUGACUGUGGAUCUGACCGUGAAUCGUUUGGUUUAACCUGUCGUCGCUGGCUUCAAAUUCAAAAUCUAAAUAGAAGAUCUUUACAGUUCCAAUGCUCUUUCACUGUGCUUAAUUUUUCAUCGCUAUCUCAAACUAAUACUCAAAUCAGUACAUUACACUUAUAUAGGCUUCUGAACCGUUUCCAGAACCUAGAAUCAUUGUCUCUGUCCGGAUGCACUGAGCUUCCAGAUUCGGGUUUGUCUUUGUUACCACGUCAUGGAUCGAAACUGCGAAGUCUUCAUCUAGACUGCUGUUUUGGGAUAACUGAUAGUGGUCUUUCCUGCGUGGCAUCUGGCUGUUCUUUGUUGGUAAUACUAAGUCUUUACCGGUGUAAUGUUACAGAUUAUGGGUUAGAGGCCUUAUCUAAUUCUUGUCUGGCUUUAGAAGAUCUAAAUCUCUCGUAUUGCUCUCGAAUCUCUGAUUAUGGCGUAAAAGCUAUUUCACAGAACUGCCGUCAUCUUAGAGCAAUCAGGAUAUCCUACUGUAGAAAUCUAACUGGUGCUGGCUUUAAAGGAUGUUCUCAAACUCUGACUCAUUUGGAAGCCGAUUACUGUAGGCUUGAACCUAAUGGAAUACGGAGUAUCCUAAGUGGAGGUGGUGUUGAAUACUUGAGUGUGUCUAACUUGACCUGGUGCAUGCGUGUGAAUGGUCUGGUAGCUAUUAGCGUCGGAUUUGCUGCAAAGUUAAGAGUGUUGAAUUUCCGUUCCAGCAGAAUGAUUGGCAAUGAUUGUAUCAUGACAAUAGCAAAGGGUUGUCCAUCGCUUCAGGAAUGGAACUUAGCAAUAUGUCAUGAGGUCAAGAUAGCAGGUUGGGAAUCUAUUGCAUCACAUUGUCAUAACUUGAAAACGCUACAUGUGAAUCGGUGUAGAAAUCUUUGUGAUCGUGGACUGCAGGCAUUGAGGACCGGAUGCAAACGUCUCUCAAUUCUUUACAUCACCAGAAAUUCUCAGAUCAGUGGUGUAGCGAUGGAAAUUUUUAAACUUGCUAGAAGUAAUGUAGAGGUCAAAGAAGAAGAAGUAAUGUGCAUUUGCCCUCACGGAGCCUUCAGAUUUUAAUAGGUGACUAUAAUCUUCAGGUCUUAAGCUGUCAGGUCUCAGCAGACAUUCUGAUUUUACAGACUCGGGAGGAGAAACUGUUAUCCCAGUCGAUCCAAUUCGGAUUCCCUGGCAAAUUUUGGAAGAGAAAAUUUCAUGUUGUGUAUAAUAUCUUGUAAUGUUUUCUUCCAUAAGAAAAUAAGUGAUUCUAAUAAAUGCAUGAACAUACAAUGAAACAGUUGCUUGGUGCAAAUUCCAGAACCCACACUCAAGAGGUAUAGCUCUUCAUGUGGCAUGUAGGCCACAAUGCAGAACAAUUGUUUGAUUCAGGAUAAAAUGAAAGGAUUGGUAUAUUGAAUCAUAGGGAACAUUAUAAUUAG